AUUACGUUGACGACCAGUAAAUCCGGGUGGAAGCAAAGUUUUUUGGAGACUGAAAAAACACGUAGCCAUCCCGGAAUGUUUGCAAACUGCUAAAGACUGCCCGUGAGGGGAAUGUAAAAUACUGUUCUUUGGAUAUAUUUGGCGCAGAAGAGGCAUGUGCGGUUGUCUUGCGCAUUUUGGAUAGAGAGGAGUUUGAUCCAAGAGUGAUCCAAAACAGCGCAGUAGAGGCUCUGAGGGGGAUUGGAAUUUACCGGUGACAAGGAAAAAGAAGAAUCCUCCAACUACAUGGAGCAGGCCUUUUAAAACAUUAGAAACCCACAAUUUCUUAGGCCUAUAUGAAAAUAACCUUCAGGAGUGACUGAACUUUGUGCGUUAUCUGCGUGCCAUGGCAAAAAAGUACGAUUUUCUGUACAAACUGUUACUCAUCGGAGACAGUGGAGUGGGAAAAACGUGUCUUAUCAUCCGUUUUGCAGAAGAUAAUUUCAACUCUACUUACAUUUCCACCAUUGGCAUCGACUUUAAGGUGAAAACCAUUGAUGUGGAUGGAAGGAAAGUGAAACUGCAAGUCUGGGACACAGCGGGUCAGGAGAGGUUUAAGACGAUAACCACUGCCUACUACAGAGGAGCCAUGGGCAUCAUCCUGGUCUAUGACAUCACGGACGAGAAAUCCUUCGAAAACAUUCAGAACUGGAUGAAGAGCAUCAAAGAAAACGCGUCUGCUGGAGUCAGCCGGAUGUUACUCGGUAACAAAUGUGACAUUGAAGCCAAACGGAAAGUUCCCAAGGAAACAGGAGAAAAGUUGGCUAAAGAUCAUGGAAUCCGGUUCUUUGAGACAAGUGCAAAGUCUAGCAUCAAUGUAGAUGAGUCCUUUCUGGCUUUGGCGAGUGAUAUUCUUCAAAAGUCCAGCAAGAAAACAGGUCCUAGUGGUCGAGAGGUCAAAAUCACCAGCAGUACAGAGAAAAAGGCUUCCAAAUGUGCUCUUCUCUAGACACUCACAUGGCCAUUAAAGGACACUUCACUUUAGCUUAAAACACAUAUCACGGUUUGGCUCCAUCUUGUGGCGAAAUGUAAAAAUGUAAAAAUUGUUUGGUGUACUUUUAAAGAGGCAGACAGUUUUUAAGGCUUUUCUUAUACUGUAACUUCACUUUUUUUUUUUUUUUUCAGUUUUCAGAUUGCUUUGAUAUUCUGGCCAGAUAGGAAAAUCACACAGCUUAAACAAUUUACAAUUUAUGACAAAUCCAUCGUAAAGGGAAGACAUUUUGUAUAUAGUCGACAUAAAAGGGCCCGUAUCGCGCUGUUAAAAUGCUGUUUCCUCAUCACAAACAGACCUGGAGUUGUGUUUUGCAUCAUUCACACAUUUUUAACUUACAAACCCUGCAUAUUUAGGUUGAGCUCUUCUCUCAGGCUGACAACACUCUGUUCCACCUUGUGAUGUCAUCAUGUGGUAAUACAGGAAGUGCUCCACUGUGUUUUUAAACUUACGUACACCUUCAUGAGAGUCAUUUGGAUGAUUUCAGACCUGGAAUAUCCCAACUCUACUGAACAAAAGAGUUACAGAUAGAUGUUAACUUGAAAACUACCACUUCAUGACAUCACAAGGUGGAACAGAGCAUUCUGAGCUUUGUGUGAAUGAAACAAAACACGACUCCAGGUAUGUUUUUGAUGAAGUAACAGCAGUUUAAUGUGGCUUAAAGCUCUCAAGACUCAAAUUUACACGAUACAGGACCUUUAAGGAUGAAAAUAGGAAAUAAAUGCUAUUAAAAUACUUUACACCCAACUAAACACAGGCGCUAUAGCUUUGAAUCCAGUAGAGUGUAUUGUCUUAUGAAGGCGUGGAGAAAGUGGUAGAGUGAAUAGAGAAAAGUGGAACAUGAGAUGAGUGGGCGUAUGAACAAUAAUGGAUUAUAGGAUGUUAAUAGCGGUGCUCCUGUGAAUGGAGACAUUGUAGUGUGGAAGAAGUGCUUUGAUAAAUGUCUUUUCAACAGCUGUCUGAAGACUGCAUUUGAAUUUGAUCUGAUGUUUGACCACAGUGUGUCCAUGAUCACAAAUAUCUGUGUUUUAUUUCAGUUACUUUGUGUGUGUAUUUGCACACGUCACACCCCUGCUGAAUUAAAGUUCUCUUUGGCUUUGUA
Molecule: messenger RNA, 2132 nt
Organism: Periophthalmus magnuspinnatus
Lineage: Eukaryota; Metazoa; Chordata; Actinopteri; Gobiiformes; Gobiidae
Gene: rab13
Product: RAB13, member RAS oncogene family
Exons: 8
Coding region: 386-988 (200 amino acids)
Biological process (GO): protein localization to plasma membrane; protein secretion; Golgi vesicle fusion to target membrane
Cellular component (GO): plasma membrane; synaptic vesicle; trans-Golgi network transport vesicle
Molecular function (GO): GTP binding; GTPase activity
Source: RefSeq, a predicted model, not a curated record